Rosa rugosa (rugosa rose) is the source of this 2641-nucleotide messenger RNA. RefSeq names its product codeine O-demethylase-like. Bases 1412 to 2503 code for a protein of 363 amino acids. The transcript is spliced from 4 exons. Lineage: Eukaryota; Viridiplantae; Streptophyta; Magnoliopsida; Rosales; Rosaceae. The record is from RefSeq and is a predicted model, not a curated record.
GAUGAAGAAGGAAGCUCCAUCUAUCAGUCAAGACCAAGGUCAGCUAAGUCAACGUACAAUUCAAGACAUGACUCAAAUAAUAAAAGUCAGCCAAGCAUAUCUGCAUCUACAAGCCAGUGAACACAUGUCAUUAAUCCAACCGUUCUGUCAGAGUGAGUUAGUAGAAAUUAAGCAACCCGUUCUGCAUGAAUAGUAUAUAGCCUCAAUUAGCAUCUGUAAUUAGAUUAGCUAAGCAUUUUCUCUGUAACAAACACUCAGUGAGAUAAUCAAGAUCGUUUAGCUCUCUCUCUCCUUUUCCUUCGUCUUCUUCCUCCUUUCUCUGGUUCUUGGGUUUUCAAUUGCAUCAUCACUACUCCAUAAUUUCCAACACCAGGCUACUAGCUAGUAUUCCCAGCAAGCUUAUUAGUAAUGAAUCUUUUAUGUCCAUGGAUAAAUGAAUUUUUAUGUGUCUAAUUAUGUUAAUACAUACUAGGUGGUUGUGUAUACGCGCGUGUGUCUGAAUGAAGGUUAAAAGCCUCAGAAGUAUAUCUUCAAGCUCUAUUCGCUUUUGAUAUGACCUCAAGCCUGCAACUGCAGAAGCAUCUAAAGGAUUCUGCAGAAUAUUUUAUCGCUUCUCUUUAAAUUUCUACCUGCAAAGCUUAGAAAUAUCCACCCACGACAUUUUCUGGUUCUUUAAAUGAAAAGAAAAGAAUUUUUGACUUGAUUGAUUUCCUAAUUUCCUAUGUUUCUAAUCCAAUGCAUAUUGGUUUCCAGAUAAAACGUUUUCUGAAUCCUGAUGCGCACAGCUAGUUCUUCUAUUGUUGAUCCACUUGCCAUUCAAUGGAAAUAAAUUACUUUACAUCUAUCUAAGUAUUGAUCUGUUAAAAAAUCUUUCAAAAUUGUUAAAUGCUUUUCCUUUUUUACUUAAUUUCAACAUGUAGUUCUGAGCUGUGCUCGAAUAUUUCUUUUCAAAUGAAUCAGUAAUGUAUAGGUUUAUGGAAAUUAAUGAAUUAACAAUUAGUAGUAUAGUACGCAACUUUUGAAAAAGAAAAAGAAAAAAAAAAGACAAACAGUACGUACGUAAUUAACCAAUAUAAUUUUAAAAUUUUUGUGUUAAUUAUUACUUAUGCUCAAUAUUGGGAUAUCUAUUUUGAUGUUCAAUUAAACAAGAGGCAUCCUGCACUCCUUUAAUAUUUAAUAUGAACAUUACAAGGUAAGUACGUACCGUUGGUAAUCCCACUGAAUUAUUGCUAGAUAUAUUUUUACUCUAGUGAGGCACAUAUUUUGUACAUCAGAUGAUUAUCUUCACGAUGACUUUGGUGUUAGUUUAUUAGGAGAUAUUCUGCUCUUUAUUUCUUUGAUCACAGGUAACAUGCCUAUAUAUACCUGGGAGGUGUAGUGCACUUGAGCUCAUAACUCAACAACUAAAGAAAUGGCAUCACCCCAGCUACGGCUACCAGGAGGCUUUGAGAGCUCUAGCUCUCUUAUGAGCAUCCUGGAGAUCACCAAAGAGUCACUAACUGAAGUCCCACAAUGUUACGUCCGUAGUUUCGAAGAACCAGAACUUUCAUCUGAUCUCUCUGAUAAGCCCACCGUAAUCCCAACCAUCGAUAUGAUAAAACUAGUAACGGGAUCAGAAGCUUCAGAUUCUGAACUGGAAAAUCUGCGCUCAACUUGCAAAGAGUGGGGAAUCUUUCAGUUGGUGAACCAUGGAGUUAGCCCUAUGCUUUUGGAGAAGCUGAAGUACGAGGUUGAAGAAUUCUUUAAGCUUCCCUUGGAAGAGAAAAUGAAGUAUCAGAUAAGGCCUGGUGACGUUGAAGGCUAUGGAUCCAUAGCCUAUAAAGAGCAAAAACGUGACUGGGGUAAUAGAUUCUACAUGACCAUGAACCCUGUUCAUAGGAGAAAGCCAUACCUCUUCCCAGAGCUCCCUUCAUCCCUCAGGAAUACCUUCGAGUCAUACUACUUGGAACUGAAGCAACUAGCCAUGGAACUUAUUGGGUUUCUGGGGAAGGCUGUGAAGAUAGACAUAAAAGAGACUGAGGAGAUGUUUGAAGAUGGGAUGCAGUCAGUGAGGAUGAAUUACUAUCCUGCAUGCCCACAACCAGAGCUGGUCAUCGGCUUCACACCUCACUCGGACGCUUCCGGGAUCACCAUCCUCCACCAGCUUAACGGGGUGGGUGGUCUGCAGAUUAAGAAAGAUGGGGUUUGGGUUCCUGUCAACUUCCGUGAAGAUGCCUUUGUGGUUAAUGCAGGGGACAUCUUUGAGAUCCUCAGCAAUGGAGUGUACAAGAGCAUGGAGCACAGAGCUAUGGUGAACUCUGAGCAAGAGAGGAUCUCAAUCGCUAUGUUCUUCAACCCCAAAUUCGAGGCAGAAAUUGGACCAGUGACCAGCUUGAUAACCCCAGAAAACCCACCACUGUUCAAAAGGAUUGGGAUGGAACAGUACGUCCAAGAUUUCUACACCCGCCGUAAGCUCGACGGGAAAUCAUACUUGGACCAAAUGAGGCUCCAGAAUGGGAAUUGAGUAAUACUACUGCUGUACUGCAUGCUUAGUUCCACGAUAUAUCCAUAUAUAUAGUUUGCUUCACUACUUUCAAAUAAAGCGUUCCUUGUGUAUAAUACCAACGCUGCAGUGUAAAAAUACCAGUCUUAAGACUUAUUG